UCGCAGAUGGACAGGAAGGAAGGAAGGAGGGAAGGAAGGAAGGAGGGAAGGAAGGAAGGAGGGAAGGAAGGAAGGAGGGAAGGAAGGAAGGAGGGAAGGAAGGAAGGAGGGAAGGAAGGAAGGAGGGAAGGAAGGAAGAGGAAGGAAGAAGGAGGGAAGGAAGGAAGGAGGGAAGGAAGGAAGGAGGAAGGAAGGAAGGAGGGAAGGAAAGGAAGGGAAGGAAGGAAGGAGAGGGAAGGAAGGAGGAGGGAAGGAAGGAAGGAGGGAAGGAAGGAAGGAGGAAGGAAGGAAGGAGGGAAGGAAGGAAGGAGGGAAGGAAGGAAGGAGGGAAGGAAGGAAGGAGGAGGGAAGGAAGGAAGGAGGGAAGGAAGGAAGGAGGGAAGGAAGGAAGGAGGGAAGGAAGGAAGGGGGAAGGAAGGAGGAGGGAAGGAAGGAGGGAAGGAAGGAAGGAGGGAAGGAAGGAAGGAGGGAAGGAAGGAAGGAGGGAAGGAAGGAAGGAGGGAAGGAAGGAAGGAGGGAAGGAAGGAAGAGGGAAGGAAGGAAGGAGGGAAGGAAGGAAGGAGGGAAGGAAGGAAGGAGGGAAGGAAGGAAGGAGGAAGGAAGGAAGGAGGAAGGAAGGAAGGAGGGAAGGAAGGAAGGAGGGAAGGAAGGAAGGAGGAAGGAAGGAAGGAGGGAAGGAAGGAAGGAGGGAAGGAAGGAAGGAGGGAAGGAAGGAAGGAGGGAAGGAAGGAAGGAGGAAGGAGAGAGAGGUCUUAUCACCAAAGAGCCAUAUCUCUCAGCUAUAGCCACAAU
This is a messenger RNA of Closterium sp. NIES-67, 792 nucleotides long. Lineage: Eukaryota; Viridiplantae; Streptophyta; Zygnematophyceae; Desmidiales; Closteriaceae. The record is from the annotation of a GenBank genome assembly.